GCCAUCCCCAAACCUGCCUAGUAACUCACACGCACAUAUAAAAGAAAAGCAGCCACGCUUUACCGCUGUCAUUACAUUUCGGAGUCUGGCAAAAUAGUUGCUGAUAUCGAUCUUACACCACGUAAUGCAUCAUGUUCAGGUGCCGGCUUCGGGGUGCCGCUCCCAUCUCCGUCACGGUCCCAGCGCGGCCAAGCACAGGUGCAGCCCACGGAUGCUAGGAUUUUGGAUGCCCAUUGUCCCGCAAGGUUGUGGCGCCGGUCGGGUCCAGGCGCAUCGUGCUACUACCCGCUGCCAUGCAACUGCGGUACCGGACCCCGCCGCCGCCCGCCUCGACGGCGCGCGUGUUACACAGCUUCGGGCCACCGAGCUCCUGGCCAAGCUGCUGGAGGCGUCGGACCCCACGGGGGAGGCUCGCCAGCACGUGGAGUCGCUCACUGAGGACUUCUUCAUGACUUCGUCCACGUAUCUCACCUUGGCCCGCAAGGAGGGCAACGCCGACGUUGCGUCCCGGCUGGAGCGGGCGCUGUCGGCCGCCUGGGCUGUGAAGCAGGCCACGAUGCGGCCCGAGCUGCAGCUGCUCAACGGACUGGUGCGCGCAGAGAGCGACGCGGCGCGGAGGCAGAUGUAUGUCAGCGGCGGGUCUGACCUCGUGGACACGCUCCGGAUGAACGACCGCUGGUUCUUUUCCAUGCUGGAGCGCAUGACUAAUGACGUGGAGCGCCAGCCGCCCAACCCGGGCAAGGCGCAGCUGCUGACACGGCUGCGGUCCAUCAAGAAGGAGGCCGAGGCACUGGAGAAGCAGGCAGCGAGGCAGCAGGCACAGCAGGACAAGGGGCAGAAGGGCGGGGCAAAGUAGGGGCCAGGGUGCCGUGGAAACCAGUACAAGCGAGAAGCGGCAUGUAGAGCAGAUGCAGCUGGUGGCAGUGUAUAAAGUGCAUCGAGCUGCUUGGAGGCCAGGUACCGUAUUCAUUUCUUCUUUGCAAGCACCUGAAGCUUGCAAGAAUGAUUGCUCAUAUCAACUCUUCACCACUGAUGACUCUUUACGCUGAAGGGAAAUGGCUCGACGCUAUGUGGUGUAUAGCGGCUACUAUUCUGCCGAAGAUAUGCACGAAAAUGCGCGGUACGAGCUGCUUUUGCAUGGCUUUGCUGGCGUAUUAGGCUGUCUACCACAGUAUAGUGGGUCGGCCUCACAGGGCAGUUGAUCUGGGAGAAGUUCCGAACAAUUGUCGGAACAGUCCAGGCAGCGUUACUCUGCAGUGGAUCCGCAUGUUGUUUGGUGGCUCCUCAUGGUGUGUGAACUUCGUAUGACCGGUAUGACCUUUUGUACGUUGCCAAUCUCUGCGUGAUAGCGGUACUGUACUGCCGUGCUGGCCGCUGAUCCUCCCAACCGGCAAUGCCGUGUACAGAUAAUUACUUGUACCGUAUGGUUUGGCCUUAGCGAGCUCCGCGGCCUCAUUAUAAUGCAGCGGUAAUGCGGUAUGGUUUUGCACCGACAUUUGUUGAAGUGGCGCUGAAAGCCAUGGCCCCCAUCCUGAGUGACACUGCGGCCUUGGUGCCGGCUAUGCAUUCACAACAUUACACUUGCGUCGACGCGAAUGAAAUCAAAGGCAAGUCUUCU
This is a messenger RNA of Chlamydomonas reinhardtii, 1618 nucleotides long. RefSeq lists its product as uncharacterized. Lineage: Eukaryota; Viridiplantae; Chlorophyta; Chlorophyceae; Chlamydomonadales; Chlamydomonadaceae. The coding region runs from base 227 to 856 and encodes 209 amino acids. The transcript has 4 exons. The record is from RefSeq and is a predicted model, not a curated record.